This is a messenger RNA of Neodiprion virginianus, 3408 nucleotides long. RefSeq lists its product as uncharacterized. The record is from RefSeq and is a predicted model, not a curated record. Bases 1 to 3408 code for a protein of 1135 amino acids. The transcript has 2 exons. NCBI's taxonomy places the organism in Eukaryota, Metazoa, Arthropoda, Insecta, Hymenoptera, Diprionidae.
AUGAAAUUAGCUUUCACCUCCGUCAAGAAAAUAAGCACGACUGGGGGACAAUCUGUAAAUAGUAGAUUGAAUGGUGGCCCUGGUGACCGAAGAAGACAUGCAGCCCAGGGCUAUGGCCUAGGAACAUUUGGAGCCCGGGGUGCUCUCGGAAGAGCAAUUGGAGCCGUGGGCGAUCUCGGAGGAGCUGUCGGGAAAUGGGCUGGUUUUGGAGGAGGAAUUGGAGCCCAGGGCGGUGUUGGAGGAGGAAUUGGAGCCCAGGGCGGUGUUGAAGGAGGAAUUGGAGCCCAAGGCGGUGUUGGAGGAGGAAUUGGAGCCCGAGGCGGUGUUGGAGGAGGAAUUGGAGCCCAGGGCGGUGUCGGAGGAGCAGUCGGGGCCCAGGGUGGUGUUGGAGGAGCAAUCGGGGCCCAGGGUGGUGUUGGAGGAGGAAUUGGAGCCCAGGGCGGUGUCGGAGGAGCAGUCGGGGCCCAGGGUGGUGUUGGAGGAGGAAUUAGAGCCCAGGGCGGUGUUGGAGGAGGAAUUGGAGCCCGGGGCGGUGUCGGAGGAGCAGUCGGGGCCCAGGGUGGUGUUGGAGGAGGAACUGGAGCCCAGGGCGGUGUUGGAGGAGGAAUUGGAGCCCAGGGCGGUGUUGGAGGAGGAAUUGGAGCCCAAGGCGGUGUUGGAGGAGGAAUUGGAGCCCAGGGCGGUGUCGGAGGAGCAGUCGGGGCCCAGGGUGGUGUUGGAGGAGGAACUGGAGCCCAGGGCGGUGUCGGAGGAGCAGUCGGGGCCCAGGGUGGUGUUGGAGGAGGAAUUGGAGCCCGGGGCGGUGUUGGAGGAGGAAUUGGAGCCCAGGGCGGUGUCGGAGGAGCAGUCGGGGCCCAGGGUGAUGUUGGAGGAGGAAUUAGAGCCCAGGGCGGUGUUGGAGGAGGAAUUGGAGCCCAGGGCGGUGUUGGAGGAGGAAUUGGAGCCCAAGGCGGUGUUGGAGGAGGAAUUGGAGCCCAGGGCGGUGUCGGAGGAGCAGUCGGGGCCCAGGGUGGUGUUGGAGGAGCAAUCGGGGCCCAGGGUGGUGUUGGAGGAGGAAUUGGAGCCCAGGGCGGUGUCGGAGGAGCAGUCGGGGCCCAGGGUGGUGUUGGAGGAGGAAUUGCAGCCCAGGGCGGUGUUGGAGGAGGAAUUAGAGCCCAGGGCGGUGUCGGAGGAGCAGUCGGGGCCCAGGGUGGUGUUGGAGGAGCAAUCGGGGCCCAGGGUGGUGUUGGAGGAGGAAUUGGAGCCCAGGGCGGUGUCGGAGGAGCAGUCGGGGCCCAGGGUGGUGUUGGAGGAGGAAUUGGAGCUCAGGGCGGUCUCGGAGGAGCAGUCGGAGCCCAGGGUGGUGCUGAAGGAGGAAUUGGAGCCCAGGGCGGUGUUGGAGGAGGAAUUGGAGCCCAAGGCGGUGUUCGAGGAGGAAUUGGAGCCCAGGGCGGUGUUGGAGGAGGAAUUGGAGCCCAGGGCGGUGUCGGAGGAGCAGUCGGGGCCCAGGGUGGUGUUGGAGGAGCAAUCGGGGCCCAGGGUGGUGUUGGAGGAGGAAUUGGAGCCCAGGGCGGUGUCGGAGGAGCAGUCGGGGCCCAGGGUGGUGUUGGAGGAGGAAUUGGAGCCCAGGGCGGUGUUCGAGGAGGAAUCGGAGCCCAGGGCGGUGUUGGAGGAGGAAUUGGAGCCCAGGGCGGUCUCGGAGGAGGAAUUGGAGCCCAGGGCGGUCUCGGAGGAGCAGUCGGGGGAUGGGGUGGUGUUGGAGGAGGAAUUGGAGCCCAGGGCGGUCUCGGAGGAGCAGUCGGGGGAUGGGGUGGUGUUGGAGGAGGAAUUGGAGCCCAGGGCGGUGUUGGAGGUGGAAUUGGAGCCAUGGGCGGUCUCGGAGGAGCAGUCGGGGGAUGGGGUGGUGUUGGAGGAGCAAUCGCGGCCCAGGGAGCUGCCGGAGAAGCAGUCAGGGCCCAGGGUGGUGUUGGAGGAGGAAUUGGAGCCCAGGGCGGUGUCGGAGGAGCAGUCGGAGCCCAGGGUGGUGCUGGAGGAGAAAUUGGAGCCCAGGGCGGUGUUCGAGGAGGAAUUGGAGCCCAGGGCGGUGUUGGAGGAGGAAUUGGAGCCCAGGGCGGUGUUGGAGGAGGAAUUGGAGCCCAGGGCGGUCUCGGAGGAGCAGUCGGGGGAUGGGGUGGUGUUGGAGGAGGAAUUGGAGCCCAGGGCGGUCUCGGAGGAGCAGUCGGGGCCCAGGGUGGGGUUGGAGGAGGAAUUGGAGCCCAGGGCGGUGUUCGAGGAGGAAUUGGAGCCCAGGGCGGUGUUGGAGGGGGAAUUGGAGCCCAGGGCGGUGUUGGAGGAGGAAUUGGAGCCCAGGGCGGUGUUGGAGGAGGAAUUGGAGCCCAGGGCGGUGUUGGAGGAGGAAUUGGAGCCCAGGGCGGUCUCGGAGGAGCAGUCGGGGGAUGGGGUGGUGUUGGAGGAGGAAUUGGAGCCCAAGGUGGUCUCGGAGGAGCAGUCGGGGGAUGGGGUGGUGUUGGAGGAGGAAUUGGAGCCCAGGGCGGUGUUGGAGGAGGAAUUGGAGCCCAGGGUGGUGUCAGAGGAGCAACUGGAGCCGUAGGCGGUGUCGGAGGAGGAAUUGGAGCCGUGGGCGGUGUCGGAGGAGCAAUUGGAGCCCAGGGCGGUCUCGGAGGAGCAGUCGGGCGAUGGGGUGGUGUUGGAGGAGGAAUUGGAGCCCAAGGCGGUCUCGGAGGAGCAGUCGGGGGAUGGGGUGGUGUUGGAGGAGGAAUUGGAGCCCAGGGCGGUGUUGGAGGAGGAAUUGGAGCCCAGGGCGGUCUCGGAGGAGCAGUCGGGGGAUGGGGUGGUGUUGGAGGAGCAAUCGCGGCCCAGGGAGCUGCCGGAGGAGCAGUCAGGGCCCAGGGUGGUGUUGGAGGAGGAAUUGGAGCCCAGGGUGGUGUCGGAGGAGCAAUUGGAGCCGAGGGCGGUGUCGGAGGAGGAAUUGGAACCCAGGGUGGUGUCGGAGGAGGAAUUGGAGCCCAGGGUGUUGUCGGAGGAGCAAUCGGGGCCCAGGGCGGUGCCGGAGGAGCAGUCGGGGCCCAGGGUGGUGUUGGAGGAGCAAUCGGGACCCAGGGCGGUGUUGGAGGAGCAAUUGGAGCCGUGGGCGGUGUCGGAGGAGGAAUUGGAGCCCAGGGCGGUGUUGGAGGAGGAAUUGGAGCCCAGGGCGGUCUCGGAGGAGCAGUCGGGGGAUGGGGUGGUGUUGGAGGAGGAAUUGGAGCCCAGGGCGGUCUCGGAGGAGCAGUCGGGGGAUGGGGUGGUGUUGGAGGAGGAAUUGGAGCCCAGGGCGGUCUCGGAGGAGCAGUCGGGGGAUGGGGUGGUGUUGGAGGAGGAAUUGGAGCCCAGGGCGGUCUCGGAGGAGCAGUCGGAGCCCAGGGUGGUGCUGGAGGAGGCAUCACAGCCUAG